AGAAAGCCAGCUUCCUCUUCUCUUCCUCUCAACUUGCACCUUCCUCCCUAUCUAUAUAUUCUUCUCACUUUCUUCUCAUUCAGCUCAGCUGCCUUCCUCCUUCUCCAAUCUCCAAUCUCCAAUCUGCAACUACAAACUACAACUUCAAUCUGCCAUGGAAUACACAAGCUUGGUUGAUACUUCUUUGGAUCUUAAUUCCAAUCCUUCUCACUUCCUCUCUCUAGUUCCGAAACAAGAAGUCCAAAGCAACUUCAUUGAGCUUGGAUUGAAGAUGCCAACUCAUGUUAAUGAUAAGGCAGCUGACGGUUUGGUGGAGGAGCUGAAUAGGGUGAGUGCAGAAAACAAGAAGCUUACUGAGAUGUUAACUGUCAUGUGUGAGAACUACAAUGCUUUGCAAAACCAUUUGGCUGAUUAUAUGAGCAAGAAUCCAGCACCAUCAGACAGCAACAACAACAACAACAACAACAACUCCAGGAAGCGAAAACCCGAAACCCUCACUAACAACAACAACAUAAUUGAGAGAGGGAAUUCUGAAAGCAGUUCUAGUGAUGAAGAUUCUUGCAAGAAACCUAGACAACAAGAUCAACAACACAUCAAGGCCAAGAUUUCUAGGGUCUGUGUUCGCACCGAAGCCUCCGAUACCGGCCUCUUGGUGAAGGAUGGAUAUCAAUGGCGGAAAUAUGGGCAAAAGGUCACAAGAGACAACCCUUCUCCUAGAGCUUAUUUCAAAUGCUCCCAUGCUCCAAGUUGCCCAGUCAAAAAGAAGGUUCAAAGAAGUGUUGAGGAUCAAUCAAUCUUGGUGGCAACUUAUGAAGGAGAACACAACCAUCCAAACCAAUCGAAACAGGAGCAGGCAAACUCAGGGUUGAGCCGAACAGUUGCGACGGCCACGCUGGGUUCAGUUCCAUGCUCGGCCUCACUGGGGUCAUCGGGACCAACUAUCACCCUGGACUUGACAAACCCACCAAAACCACCCACUAACCCUUCAGAAGAAGCCAAGGUUGGGGGUAACCGGAGAGUUGACACACCCGAGUUUCAACAGUUUUUGGUAGAUCAAAUGGCAUCAUCAUUGACAAAAGAUCCCAGCUUCAAAGCAGCAUUAGCAGCGGCAAUUUCGGGAAGAAUCGUUCAACAAAACCAAUCUCAGAAGUGGUAGCAGCCAUCAGCCAUCAGCCAUUGAUGAUGAUGAUGAGAUCAUGGAUGAUGUAGAUACCACAUGGUUAAAUUAAAGAAAAAGAGAACAAGUGAUAGUGGUAGGAAGCUUCGAGUUCUGUAUAAUGAGAUUAGGAAGGAAAAAGUGGUGGUGGGUGGUUGGGUGAUUGAUUGGUUGGUUUGCUUCCAAUUUUUAAUGGGUAGGAAAAAUAUAUACCCACAUGAGAUUCAAACCAACAAAUACUUGAAUUGUUGAUAUAAAGUUAAAAUAUAUAUUAGAUUUUUUAUUCCUCUUUCUUU
Molecule: messenger RNA, 1452 nt
Organism: Cynara cardunculus var. scolymus (artichoke)
Lineage: Eukaryota; Viridiplantae; Streptophyta; Magnoliopsida; Asterales; Asteraceae
Product: probable WRKY transcription factor 40
Exons: 5
Coding region: 155-1156 (333 amino acids)
Biological process (GO): regulation of DNA-templated transcription
Molecular function (GO): DNA-binding transcription factor activity; sequence-specific DNA binding
Source: RefSeq, a predicted model, not a curated record